CUUCUCUCUUCGUUUCCCCAACCAUUUUCCCUUUUCCUACACCCUCCUUCUCUUCCCUGUCUCUCUUUUUCACUCUCUCGGUUGCAAUUACACAACCGCUCCUCAUUCUUUCCCAUCACCUUCUACUUCAACUUCAUCACGAUGACCACCCAAAUGUACUCGAUCGAGGUUGCCGGCAGCCCCAAUAUCCCUGGCGAGGGAAAGCCUCGUCGUAGCAUCCUCUGUCCCGACAAACUCGUUCAGAGCUACCAGUCUUCCAAGGGCAACAGUACCAUCACAACCCUUUACGAAAACUUUUUGGAAGGUGUCCAACGCUCAGAGGGUGGACAGUUCCUUGGGUACCGCCCCAUCGUCAACGGUGUCCCGCAGCCUUACGAGUGGAUGAGCUACUCCCGCGUGCAGGAGCGCGUGACCCAUUUCGGAGCAGGUCUUGCGCACCUGGGCUUGGCCCCAAGCUCUAACUUUGGUAUUUUUUCCAUUAACCGGGCGGAGUGGACCAUGAGUGAGCUCGCUGGUUAUAUGUAUAACUACACGUCCGUACCGCUCUAUGAUACUUUGGGUGUCUCUGCCAUCGAGUUCAUCGUUAACCAGACCGAGAUGCAGAUUGUCAUCGCUUCGGGUGACAAAGCUUCGAUCCUGCUUAACAUGAAGUCGGCCCUACCCACGGUCAAGAUCAUUGUGGUAAUGGGCGCCUUCGACGAGGCCCUCAUUAUCGAGGGCCAAGAAUUGGGCGUCAAGAUUGUAGCCUGGACCGAGGUUGAGCGUAGCGGUCUCGAUAACCCUGUGCCGGCCACUCCCCCAACUUCGGAAGAUACUGCCACCAUCUGCUACACCUCUGGAACUACAGGCACCCCAAAGGGUGCUGUCUUGAGCCACAAGAACUUUGUCGCCGGUAUCAGCUCCUUUCAUACCCUGGCCAAACAUCAAAAGUUCUUCAUCCCUUCUGUUGCCGAUACGCACAUCUCGUACUUGCCAUUGGCCCAUGUCUUUGAGCGUCUCUGCCAGGCCGUCAUGAUCUCAGGCGCUGCACGUAUUGGAUACUAUCAGGGCGAUACGUUGAAGCUGUUGGAUGAUGUGGCAGUCUUGCAGCCAACUAUCUUUGUCUCAGUACCUCGUCUCUUCAACAGGAUUUACGACAAGGUCUUGGCAGGUGUCAAGGCCAAGGGGGGCAUUGCGGCUUUCCUCUUCAACCGUGCCUACGCAGCCAAGAAGGCCAAUCUAAGACGCGGUAUUUUGGAACAUGCUCUAUGGGAUCGUCUGGUCUUCGGUGCUAUCCGAGCCCGCCUCGGUGGCAAGGUCAAGCAUAUCGUCUCCGGCUCGGCUCCCAUUUCUCCCGAUGUCAUCGAUUUCCUCCGCAUCUGCUUCAGUGCCGAUGUUUAUGAAGGUUACGGUCAGACUGAACAGGCGGCUGGCUUGUCCAUGAGCUACAAGGGUGACUUGACUCCCGGUCAAGUGGGUCCUCCCCAGCUAUGCGUCGAGGUGAAGCUGAAGGACAUUCCUGCCAUGAACUACACCUCUCAAGAUAAGCCAUUCUCUCGUGGCGAGAUCAUGCUUCGAGGAAACUCUGUUUUCAAGGGCUACUAUAAGGCUCCAAAGCAAACGGAAGAGACACUCGAAACCGAUGGCUGGGCCAGUACUGGCGAUGUCGGUCAGUGGGAUGAUCGUGGACGCUUGGUCUUGAUUGACCGCGUCAAGAACAUUUUCAAGCUGGCUCAGGGCGAAUACAUCGCACCCGAAAAAAUCGAGAGUAUUUUGGACAAGCAUCCACUGGUCGCUCAGGUCUUUGUUUAUGGCCACUCUCUCAAAGCUACCCUGGUUGGAAUUGUCGUGCCCGAUGCAGAGACACUCAAGCUGUGGGCAAACGAGAAUGCGCUGAAAGACAAGAGCUACGAGGAGCUCUGCGCCGUACCUCUUGUCAAAGAAACUCUUCUCAAGGAGCUCGCCGCGUUUGGGCGCGAAUCGGACCUGAAGGGGUUUGAGAUCCUGAAGAACAUCCAUGUGACCUCGGAGCAAUUUUCGAUUGAAAACGAUCUACUUACCCCCACGUUCAAGCUGAAGAGGCACACGGCAAAGGAGAGAUACGAGGUCGAAAUUGAACGCAUGUAUGCCGAGAUCGAGUAAAGUCGUUGGAAUUGAAAAGGAUGUGCCAGCACCAUACCAUCAUUAAGGGAGAAAGCUCAAUGCAAACGGUUAAUAAUAAAAGUCUUGGAAAUACAAC
Messenger RNA from Gamsiella multidivaricata, 2218 nucleotides. RefSeq lists its product as uncharacterized. Gene Ontology annotation, biological process: long-chain fatty acid metabolic process. The transcript has 6 exons. The record is from RefSeq and is a predicted model, not a curated record. NCBI's taxonomy places the organism in Eukaryota, Fungi, Mortierellomycota, Mortierellomycetes, Mortierellales, Mortierellaceae. The coding region runs from base 142 to 2121 and encodes 659 amino acids. Gene Ontology annotation, cellular component: endoplasmic reticulum; membrane. Gene Ontology annotation, molecular function: long-chain fatty acid-CoA ligase activity.